AUGCCUCGUAGGUCCAAUCUAUCACCUACACACUCCCAAAUUACUAAAUUUGCAAAGUCAGAUCAAGCGAUUAGCGACCGCCACGGAUGUCUUCCAGCCCCCAGACUGAAGAACCAGAGGCCAUUUGGUAUCGAUCGACUUGAGCAGAUCUUCCGCGCAGACUCUGAAUCGCGAUUGAUGGAGCUCUUCCUGUUCCAUUUUCGGCAAACGGGAAAGACACUCGAGCACAAGUUCUUGGGAGUGAAGGCGUAUGGAACGGUCGAGCCGGCUAAUUUGGAGGCUAUCUUGUCUACCAGUUUCAAAGAUUUUGGUCUUGGGCCUCGUCGAGCUAUCCUGUUUCCGGCGUUUGGUGACGGUAUUUUCACGCAGGAAAGCGCUGACUGGAAACACUCCCGGGAUAUGCUGCGACCGCAAUUGCAGCACAAGCAUUAUGAGAGCCUUGAAAUAUUCCAAGAAGCGACCAAUGAUCUCGUCCGGUUGGUUCGAGAACGCGACGGGAUCGUUGAUCUGCAGCCGCUCUUCUUCCGCUUGACUCUCGAUACUACAACAGCGUUUUUGUUUGGCGAGUCCACUCGCAGUCUCGCAAACCCGGAGGUUAUUGGGGAGCGGACUUUUGCGGAUGCAUUCAAUACCGCCCAACAAUGGGCCGUUAUCAGAUAUCGACUCCAGGACCUGUACUGGAUGAUUGACGGUAGAGGGUUCAGGAAAGCUUGCCGAGAUGUUCGCGAGUUUGCCGACAAGAUCAUCGAUCGCAACAUUUCGUCGAACCGAUGUAAGACAGAUGAUGAGGGUAAACAUGUCUUUCUGGAUGCCGUUGCGCAGCAUGCGUCGAAUCGAGCUGCAUUAAGAGGUCAGAUCAUCAGUCUGUUGGUCGCUGGGAGGGACACCACAGCCUGCCUUCUUUCCUGGACAUUCUUUCUACUCGUCCGUCAUCCGAACAUGAUGAAGAAGCUGCGCGAGGAACUCCUCUCGACCUGUGGCGCUGAUGCGGAACUUGACCGCGAUAGCUUAAGACGAUUGCCGUACCUGCAAAACGUACUCAGAGAAGUCCUGCGACUAUACCCAUCUGUACCUGUCAACAUCCGUAUGGCUACAAGGACCACGGUACUCCCCACAGGUGGCGGUCCGGAUCGCACUUCCCCAGUCCUCAUACCCAAAGGGAGCGCGAUAGCUUUCAGUAUGUAUGCCAUGCACCGCCGACCGGACCUUUACGGGAUGGAUGCAGAGCUGUUUCGUCCAGAGAGGUGGGAUGAAGAGAUGCCUUUGCAGCAAGAUCCGACGAACGCCAAGUGGGGAUAUCUUCCUUUCCAUGGUGGACCGCGGACCUGUCUGGGCAUGGACUUCGCGCUAACGGAAGCUGGGUACGUGAUUGUGCGACUUCUUCAGAGCUUCGCGGAUAUCAGACUUCCCAAAGGAGAAGCUGCCGAGCUGGUAGGAGUGGAGAAGCAGGUCAUGACAUUAGUCAUAUCGAUCAAAGACGGCUGUAAAGUUGAGAUCGGUUAG
Alternaria conjuncta is the source of this 1503-nucleotide messenger RNA. RefSeq lists its product as uncharacterized. The coding region runs from base 1 to 1503 and encodes 500 amino acids. Gene Ontology annotation, molecular function: oxidoreductase activity, acting on paired donors, with incorporation or reduction of molecular oxygen; iron ion binding; heme binding. The transcript is spliced from 5 exons. The record is from RefSeq and is a predicted model, not a curated record. NCBI's taxonomy places the organism in Eukaryota, Fungi, Ascomycota, Dothideomycetes, Pleosporales, Pleosporaceae.